AUGGCGGGGGACAAACCGUGGCCACAGGUGCCUAUUGGGAACAAGGACCACACCCAGGCAUUCGUGGUUAUCAUAGGUGCUGGUAUAUCAGGUCUAUGCACCGCCAUCGACCUGAUCACGAAGAACAAGUGCAAGAACUUCAUCAUUCUUGAAAAAAGCGGUGGCCUGGGGGGCACUUGGCGGGAUAAUAAAUACCCAGGGUGCUGCUGUGACGUGUGGUCGCACCUGUACAGCUACUCGUUCGAGCAGAACCCGGACUGGACGCGAGAGUACCCCGGCCAAGAGGAGAUUCUGGAAUACCUCGUGGGCGUGGCCCAGAAAUACGAGCUGUACCGCUACGUGCGAUUCAACACAGCGGUCGAGUCGGCCGUGUGGGACGAUGCGGCCAAGAAGUGGAAGACGAAGGUGCAAGUGCAGGGCAACAAGGACGCCGAGUUCUGCCCGUCGUACACCAUCACGUCGGACUUCCUCGUCUCCGCUGUCGGCCAGCUCAACGUGCCGCAGAUGCCGUCCAUCCCAGGCCUGGACGAAUUCAAGGGCAAGCUCAUGCAUAGCGCCCGGUGGGAUUGGUCAUACGACCUGCAGGGCAAGGCCGUCGCCAUCAUCGGCAACGGAGCGACCGCAGCGCAGAUCAUUCCAGAGAUCGCCCCUGUGGUCGGCAGCCUGACCGUGUACCAGCGCACGCCCAACUGGAUUGUGCCGCGCGGCGAUAUGCCGAUCCCAGCGUGGAAGCGCAGCCUGUACCGGUGGGUGCCGUACGUGCGCCAGCGCAAGCGCGCCGACUUUAUGGACUUUCGCGAAUGGACGUACGGCUUCGUCCAGGGCGGCUCGACCGCCACAUCCGCAAUGUUCAGGGACAUGAGCGACCAGCUGAUGAAGACGCAGCUGCCGAAUCGAGAGGACCUGUGGAAGAAGUUGCGGCCAGAGUACGACAUCGGCUGCAAACGCAUCAUUAUCUCGGACGACUAUUUCCCCGUCUUCAACAGGGACAACGUGAGGCUCGAGACGCGGCACAUCGACAGGAUCACCGAAGAUGGUAUCGUCGCCGGCGGCGAGGAGCAGAAGUAUGACCUCAUCAUUUGCGCCACUGGCUUCAAGACCGUCGAGUUCAUGUACCCGAUCGACGUCCGGGGCACCGGCGGCCGCGCCAUCGGCGACAUCUGGAAGGAGGGAGGUGAAGCUUUGUACGGCGUCACCGUCGAGUCACUUCCCAACUUCGGCAUGUUGUAUGGUCCGAACACAAAUCUCGGCCACAACAGCAUCAUCCUCAUGAUCGAGGCCCAGAGCCGCUACAUUAACGCGUUGAUUGCGAAAGUCUUGGAGGCACGACUGAGCGGAGGCCAACUCGUUAUCCAGCCGAAUCACCAGAGGAUGGUGGAGUACAACAAUAAGCUGCAAGAAGAGCUCGCCAACACGAGUUUCGCCGACCCGCGAUGUGGCAGUUGGUACAAGCGCAAAGAUAAUGGCAAAAUCACACAAAACUGGAGUUCUACAGUUAUUCACUAUCAAACAAUACUAAGCAAGGUCGACUGGUCCGACUAUGACGUCUCAGGUACAGGAGCGGAGAAGUUAAAGGCAGACGGAGCUGUGACCAAAUUGGGACGGGUUGUUGAAGAAUCUUUGAUAAGCUACAAAGCCAUGGGUCUGACCUUGGCCAGUCUUGCAGCAGUUGGCACGGCAUUCGCUUUCCGCGGGAUGAGGUUGCGAUAA
Verruconis gallopava is the source of this 1710-nucleotide messenger RNA. RefSeq lists its product as uncharacterized. The transcript is spliced from 4 exons. Gene Ontology annotation, molecular function: NADP binding; flavin adenine dinucleotide binding; N,N-dimethylaniline monooxygenase activity. The coding region runs from base 1 to 1710 and encodes 569 amino acids. Lineage: Eukaryota; Fungi; Ascomycota; Dothideomycetes; Venturiales; Sympoventuriaceae. The record is from RefSeq and is a predicted model, not a curated record.